Messenger RNA from Oryctolagus cuniculus (rabbit), 3438 nucleotides. It is a transcript of the gene UTS2R, whose product is annotated as urotensin 2 receptor. Gene Ontology annotation, biological process: regulation of blood pressure; neuropeptide signaling pathway; blood vessel diameter maintenance. Gene Ontology annotation, cellular component: plasma membrane. NCBI's taxonomy places the organism in Eukaryota, Metazoa, Chordata, Mammalia, Lagomorpha, Leporidae. Gene Ontology annotation, molecular function: urotensin II receptor activity. The record is from RefSeq and is a predicted model, not a curated record.
AGACCGGCCCACUCUGACACGGGACUCCUGUGUCCCAGCCGAGACUGGCCCGCUCUAACGCGGGAGCCCGUGUCCCAGCCGAGACUGGGCCCGCUCUGACGCGGGAGCUGUGUCCCAGCCUGCAUCUCGACCACAGGCCAAGCACCCCUUCCCCUGGGCGGAUGUGGCGGUGCAGGAGUUGGCCAUCCGUAGCGGAGUGCCCGGUCCAGCUCCCGCCUCUGAUGCAGCCCCCUGCCAGCGGCUGGGAGGCAGCAGAUGAUGGCUGAAGCGCUUGGGUCCCUGACACCCUCGGAGGGAGCCGGGUGGGGUUCUCAGCGCCUGACUUCAGCCUUGCCCAGCCCCUGCGGCUGCAGGUGUUUGGGGCGGGAACCAGCAGGUGGCAGCCUCUCUCCCUCGCUCCCUGCCUUUCCAAUGAGAUGAAGUAAAUACAUGUUAGAAAUCAGCAGCUCUCACAUUUGUGAUGUGGAGAAGCGUAGAGAGCAUCCAGGGCAGAAGGCACUGCAGGGCACGCAGCCCUCCCUUCCCGCUCCCAGAGGACGCGGGCCUGGGCGGCGCCCUGGGCCAGCACUCCCGGCUGCACCCCAGGGGCUGCCCUCAGUGCCCUGAUUCUCAGAGAUGCCCAGGCCACCCCUGAGGCCUCUGGGCUUGAGCCUGGCCGGGCGUGCUCGGGGGAGGGGGUCGUGGGCCUGGGAGCCGUGCCCGGCGCAGCGGCCUCCCGGCUGGGCAGGGCGGUGCCCAUCUUCAUCCCCCGUGAACCUCUUCUCCCACAGGUCGAGCCGGGCACCCACAGAUGCCCCGCCAGCCCUGAGCCCCGUGUGAGGGGCAGCCAUGGCGCUGAGCCCGGGGCCCACGAGUGCCUUCCCCACGCUGGCUGUGACGGGCAGCGCCGUGCCCGAGCCGCCCGGUGGCCCCAACUUGUCCCUCAACAGCUCGUGGGCCAGUCCGGCGGAGCACAGUUCCCUGCAGGACCUGGUGGCCACGGGGGCCAUCGGGGCGGUGCUCUCGGCCAUGGGCGUGGUGGGCGUGGCGGGCAACGUGUACACGCUGGUGGUCAUGUGCCGCUUCCUGCGCGCCUCGGCCUCCAUGCACAUCUACGUGGUGAACCUGGCGCUGGCCGACCUGCUCUACCUGCUCGGCAUCCCCUUCGUCGUGGCCACCUACGUCACCAAGGACUGGCGCUUCGGCGACGUGGGCUGCCGCGUGCUCUUCAGCCUGGACUUUCUGACCAUGCACGCCAGCAUCUUCACGCUGACCGUCAUGAGCAGCGAGCGCUACGCCGCGGUGCUGCGGCCGCUGGACACGGUGCAGCGCUCCAAGGGCUACCGCAAGCUGCUGGUGCUGGCCACCUGGCUGCUGGCGCUGCUGCUCACGCUGCCCAUGGCGCUCGCCAUCCGCCUGGCCCGCCGGGGCCCCAAGCGCCUCUGCCUGCCCUCCUGGAGCCCGCGCGCCCACCGCGCCUACCUGACGCUGCUGUUCGGCACCAGCAUCCUGGCUCCCGGCCUGGUCAUCGGGCUGCUGUACGUCCGCCUGGCCCGGGCCUACUGGCGGUCCCAGCAGGCCUGCUUCCAGCAGACGCGCCGGCUGCCCCGGCCCCGGGUGCUCUGCCUCAUCCUGGGCAUCGUGCUGCUCUUCUGGGCCUGCUUCCUGCCCUUCUGGCUGUGGCAGCUGCUGGCGCAGUACCGCCAGGCCCUGCCCCUGGCGCCGCGCACGGCCCGCAUCGUCAACUACCUGACCACCUGCCUCACCUACGCCAACAGCUGCGUCAACCCCUUCCUCUACACGCUGCUCACCAAGAACUACCGGGAGUACCUGCGCGGCCGCCAGCGCUCCCCGGCGCCCGGCGGCAGCGCCCGAGGGCCCGCGGCGGCCGCCAGCGUCCUGCAGGGCCCGGUCCGCUUCCAGCGCGACUCCGGCCGCUCCCUGAUGUCCAGCAGCCCGCAGCCCACCGAGACCGUCGUGCUGGCGCCCGCGGCCCCCGGAGGGGCCUGUGCCUGAGUCCUGUGUGCGCCCGGGGCUGAGGGCGGAACCCAGGCUGCCUUCCCGGGACCGCUGCUCCCGGCUCCACCACCCGGACGCCCCGCUGGCUCCCGGCUCCUCUCCUCUGGCGUCUGCUGACCCAUCGGCACCUCCCCCGUGAGCCUGGCGUGGGGCGCUGGCAGGACUUCGGGGAGGGUCGGGCAGGAGGUGCACUCGGCAGCGGGACGGUGCCCUGCAGCCGGAAGGCAGGGUCUGCCCAGGGCCACAGAAGUGCAGGCGACCCCUGGGUGAGGUGGAGAUGUGCACAAGGCAGCGCUGAGUCUGCUGGAGGGGGGGCUGGGGGGGCUGGGGCGGGCGUGGCCCCAGCCUGAGCUGAAGGGACCCUGCCCUGGCUCUGGGGCACAGCCUUCCCCCUCCCCAGCCAGAGCCAGAGCCUGAUGCUGCCGUCCCUGGGGAGCGGCCAGGGUGAAACCAGGGAUGUGAGAGCCGGAGCCGGGCCCGGGCUCUGUGGGUGCAGCUGGGGCGUCCCCGCCGGCACUGAGGCCCACUGGGGGCAGCCCUGGGCUGCAGGUCAGGGGCUUGGGGGACACUGAGCCAGUGUGCGUCCACACGCACCUGCGCCGGCCCCAGUGCGGUGCCUCCCGGAGCACCUGAGCCUGUGGGGCUGACAGGGACCGGCCAGAUAGCCACGGCCCCCUCUCUGUGGCUGUCACCUCCCCAGCCAGGUCAGUGGCAGCAGCUCCAGCCAGAGUGACUCCCGUUCCCGGCCCCACCCCCCAUGACCCCAUGGCCUGAGUCAGAAUGUGACCCAAGGGUCAGGUCCAGGAGUCGGCCCUGCAGCCCCAGCCCCGCCCUCAACCCCACUCAGAGCCAGUCACUGGUGGUGUCCAGGGGCAGCGGUGGACCCAGGGGACGAGCCCACAGGAUGCGAGUGUGGCCACAUUCCCAGAGCCAUGGUCAGCGGAGGGGUCUGUGCCUGGCCCCAUCAGCCAGGUCCUUGGGGGACUGAGGGCAGGCCACAUGCCGCACGGCCAUCGGGCAGAAUGGCAGGAAGGAGGGAGUGGCUCAGGCACAGAGCGGAGCCGGAGUGAGGGCCUCCUGGGAGCUGUGGGGAAGUGGGGUGUGUGGAAGCCCUAAAAAGUCUUCCAAGGGGCUGGCGCCACGACUCACUAGGCUAAUCCUCCGCCUGUGGCACUGGCACAUCGGAUUCUGUCCCGGUUGCCCCUCUUCCAGGCCAGCUCUCUGCUGUGGCCAGGGAGUGCAGUGGAGGAUGGCCCAAGUGCUUGGGCCCUGCACCCCAUGGGAGACCAGGAGAAGCACCUGGCUCCUGGCUUCGGAUCAGCGCGGUGCCGGCCAAGGCAGCCACAGAGGGGUGAAUCAACGGAAGGAAGACCUUUCUCUCUCUCUCUCUCACUGUCCACUCUGCCUGUCAAAAAAAAAAAAAAGUCUUCCAAGGACAUG